AUGGAUGAUAUACAAGAUGAAGUUGAUUUUUGGAAGUCUUCUAUUGUGUGCUAUGCAUUGGGGGAAAAUCCUCCUCUUUCAAUACUGGAUGGAUUUGCACGAAGAAUGUGGAAAGAAAAGAUUGACAGAGUAGGGAUGCUGUCUUAUGGUGUUUUCUUGAUCCGAUUUGUCUCCAUUGAAGAUCGAGAUGAGGUGCUUAAAGGUGGAUAUAUUUUCUUUAACAAAAGACCGGUUGUUAUGAAAGCUUGGGACCCUGCGAUCAAUUUUAAAAAGGAGGAUAUCAGGGUGGUUCCAAUUUGGGUUCAUUUAGAUGAUCUCGACCUGAAAUAUUGGGGAGAGAAAUCCUUGUUCAAGAUCAUUGGACAGGUAGGGAAUCCUAUAAUGGUUGAUGAUGUGACUAAGCUUAGGGAUAAACUCAGUUUUCCUAGAGUUUUAAUUGAGGUAUCGUUGAAACAAGAAUUCCCGGACCUAAUAUACUUUGAAGAAGAGUAUGGCUUUAACACCUCUAUUUCGAUCACAUACGAAUGGAAGCCCAUUGUGUGUGAUCAUUGCUUUGGAAUGGGCCAUUCUACGGCUGAUUGCAGGAAAAAGGGUGGAAGGAAACAAGAAUGGGUAAUUAAGGAUGAUGGGAAGAAGAAGGAUGUAGCUGUGUCUAACAAAGAAACUAAGGUUGAUUCUGAUGGCUUUCAACCAUUGAUUCAACUCUUUGUUGAAACUGUGGAUAACAAGGAAAGUUUCUAUGUUACAUUUAUCUAUGGUUUCAAUGAUGAGGACGGUAGGAGAGGCCUUUGGAGAGAUCUUCGGGAGCUUUCUGUUAUGGAUUCUUGGAUUGUCCUGGGCGAUUUCAACGACAUUCUCAGUAAAGAAGAGAGAAUUGGCAAUCGGGUAAGAUUCAAAUCUUCUUUGGAUUUUAUCAAUUGUGUUGGAACUUGUCAACUUGAAGAUGUUAAGUAUAGUGGAAACUUCUUCACUUGGAGGAAUAAGCAGCAAGGAGAAGAGAGGAUAUACUCAAAGAUAGAUAGAGUAUUGGAAAAUCAGAAAUGGUUGGAUUCGUUUCCUAAUGCUGAAGUAUUUUUUCAGAAUGAGGGACUUUUCGAUCACACGCCUGCCAUUCUUAUUGUGUAUGAUGUGGUUUUGAGUGGGAAGAAACCUUUUAGAUAUUUUAGGAUGUGGUCUUCUCAUCCUAAAAGUUCUGAAAUGGUUACCAAAACAUGGCAGCAGCAGGUUAAAGGGACUAAAAUGUAUCAGGUUGUGACUAAGCUUAAGAGCCUCAAACCGAUUUUUAAAGAAAUUAAUCAGCAGGGUUUUUCAGACUUGCAUUCUGCUGUAAUUAAAGCUAGAGAACACCUGAAUAUUUGUCAAGAUGCAAUGCAUCGUGAUCCUAUGAACCAGGAAAUGCAGCAACAGGAGCUGGAAGCAAGGAAUUCCUAUGCUAAAGUUCAUAAUGCAUACCAUUCUUUCCUCCAACAAAAGGCUAAAUUGACUUGGGUUAAAGAUGGUGAUGAUAAUUCAGCAUUAUUCCAUAGAAGCAUUCGUGAAAGAAGGGCCCAAAACAGAGUGUUGUCUAUCACUAAUGAAAAUGGAACUCGGGUAGAUGAUCCACAACAGAUUACUGAUGCUUUCUUGGAGUUUUACAAGAAUUUACUGGGCUGUAAAUUAGAAAGAAGGAAGUCUGUUCUGGCUGCUGUUAUUAAUCAAGGGCCAGUGGUUUCGAGUUAUCAAGCAGAUAUGCUUUUAGCUGAUUUUUCAUUUGAAGAAUUUAAGAAAGCCAUCUUUGACAUUCCUGGCCUCAAAGCCCCUGGUCUGGAUGGCUAUAGCAGCUAUUUCUUCCAGGAAUAUUGGGAUCUUGUAGGUAAUGAUGUUUUUGAAGCUCUUACUUCUUUCCUUCAUACAGGACAACUUUUAAAGGAAAUCAACUCAACUAUUUUGACACUUAUUCCUAAAAGUAAGUGCCCAAAUACAGUUAGUGACUAUCGCCCUAUAGCAUGUUGCAAUGUCCUUUAUAAAGCUGCUACAAAACUAAUCUGUUCGAGACUCAAAGUUAUUCUUCCAAGCUUGGUUGCUCAAAACCAAGGGGGGUUUGUUAAAGGGAGAUUCAUUGGGCAUAACAUCAUGAUAUGUCAGGAUCUUAUUCGACAUUAUGGGAGGAAGUCAGUCAAGGCUAAUUGUAUGAUCAAGCUUGAUCUACAAAAAGCAUAUGACACUGUCGAGUGGGACUUCAUUGAAGAAAUGCUUUAUGCAUUCUAG
Molecule: messenger RNA, 2247 nt
Organism: Humulus lupulus (European hop)
Lineage: Eukaryota; Viridiplantae; Streptophyta; Magnoliopsida; Rosales; Cannabaceae
Exons: 2
Coding region: 1-2247 (748 amino acids)
Source: RefSeq, a predicted model, not a curated record